Messenger RNA from Caenorhabditis elegans, 1255 nucleotides. RefSeq names its product DUF4477 domain-containing protein (gene F56D5.2). The transcript has 7 exons. The record is from RefSeq and is marked reviewed. Lineage: Eukaryota; Metazoa; Nematoda; Chromadorea; Rhabditida; Rhabditidae. Bases 26 to 1183 code for a protein of 385 amino acids.
UGAUUUAACAGUUUUCUAUUGGACAAUGUCAUCAAAAUCAAGUUCAAAAAGUAGUCGCGGAAGUGCUGCGCUUUUUUAUUUCAAGUGGAGUUCUACAACUUUCGACGCUUACACAAAAACUGUCAAAGCAAAUUAUUUGAAAAUUUUGGUUGCUCAUUGCACACGGGCUCGAUUGGGAGAUGAAAAUGCAAGCAAGUCAUUCGAUUUCAGUGAACUGGGAGCCAAUCCAAGAAUUGUCAAAGAUGAUCGAGAGGAUAUUAGAAGACGAUUAAAAGAUGCAAAAACCAGAGUUUGGACCAAUGAAGAAGCUAAGCCAGUAACGCCUGUCUCUCUUGGUGAGCUAUCUGCACUUUACCGCCUCAAAACUCUUACAAAAAUGUGUGAACAACUUGGAGAAGUGAUGAUUAGAAUGGUCAAAUGGCUUGAUAACAACACAAAGGUUUUCUCAAAGUUUGGAGGAAAGGCAGAAAUUUUCGAUUAUGUCAAGAGAAUUUUCGAGUCAGUAUGUGCAAUUGGAGAAAUUUUCCGGCUCACGUCUGUGAGUUGGAAGUCAUCGAAAUAUGCGCAUCUGUUGAGCCCGACUGAAAAAGAGUAUGUUCGAUCGGAAGAUGAAAGAUUGGAGAUUGAUGCAUCGGCUGAAAAGUAUUGCCCACAGCUUUUGAGUCAAAUUAAUUACUUCAGAACUUUGAUCUACAUCAUUGCUUGUUCGUUCGAAGGAUUGCUUGAGACAUUUUUUGUAUCAAUUCACCAAGAUAGAUGCGAUAUUCGUCAAAAAGAAAUCAAAGUUAUCAUUCAAAAACUUCCUCCUCAAUAUCUCUUUGCAAAGGACACUUUGGAAUUCUCGCAUCGAACUGAGAAUCUUUUGAAGCAUCCACCAAAAAACGCUAGAAGCUUUCCUAUGAAGGCAAUUCAGGAGAAUUCAGAAGAUUCUAAAAAGAGGGAAUCACUCAAGAACCUUGCUCACAGCAAAAAGUCGACAAAAGCGACAUCUAGUAAGUACUAUAACGGAAGAAAUGGCGGGGAAAAAGGAUCAAUGGAGAGAUCUCAAAGAAGUUUGAAAUCAGAUGGGACUCAACCUUCUUCUGAUAAAAGCAAGAGCAAGAGCAAAAGCAAAUCGAAGAAAUCAUUGAUCAAGAAAGUUCUCAACAAUGGAAACAACUCGAAGCAAUCCGAUAAAGAAUAAUUUUUGUAUUUUUCUAAGUUUUUUUUUGUUUUUUUGUAUGAUUGUGUUUAGUAAAAUAAAAUGGUUAGGGUU